AGGCUGGGGGAUUCUGGCCAUCCACACCUGGGUCAUCUGACCGCCGGCGCCCGGGAUACGACCUGCGAGGCCUACGGACCUUCACCUUGUUUGACCGCCGCCGCCACCGCCCCCUCCGUCUUCCGGGUGCUCGAGGACGUGGGGGCGGGAUGGGCAGGAGGAAGACUGUCACGUGACGCUGGAGCACACGUGACUCGGAGUACACAUGACUUCCCGUCGCGGGCCACCUCCGGGAGAGCAAGGACGCGAGGCAGCAGAGAUGGUCCGAGCCGCGCUGUCGCCGCCAUUCCUCCUGCUGCUGCUGCUCUCCUGGGCGCCCCGAAGCGAGGCAGCCCCCGACCAGGACGAGAUCCAGUACCUGCCAGGGCUGACCAAGCAGCCGUCUUUCCGCCAGUACUCUGGCUACCUCAGAGGCUCCGGCUCCAAGCACCUCCACUACUGGUUUGUGGAGUCCCAGAAGGAUCCCAAGAGCAGCCCUGUGGUGCUGUGGCUCAAUGGAGGGCCGGGCUGUAGCUCCCUAGACGGCCUCCUCACCGAGCACGGCCCCUUCCUGAUCCAGCCAGAUGGUGCCACUCUGGAGUACAACCCCUAUUCCUGGAACCUGAUUGCCAAUGUGUUAUACCUCGAGUCCCCAGCUGGGGUGGGCUUUUCCUACUCCGAUGACAAGUCUUAUGCAACCAAUGACACCGAGGUGGCCCAGAGCAAUUUUGAAGCCCUUAAAGAUUUCUUCCGCCUCUUCCCGGAAUACAAGGACAACGAGCUUUUCCUGACGGGAGAGAGCUAUGCUGGCAUCUACAUCCCCACCCUGGCAGUGUUGGUCAUGCAGGACCCCAGCAUGAACCUUCAGGGGCUGGCUGUGGGCAAUGGACUCUCCUGCUAUGAGCAGAAUGACAACUCCCUGGUCUAUUUCGCCUACUACCAUGGCCUUCUGGGAAACAGGCUCUGGUCUUCCCUCCAGACCCACUGCUGCUCUCAAAACAAGUGUAACUUCUACGACAACAGAGACCCACAAUGCGUGACCAAUCUUCAGGAAGUGUCCCACAUCGUGGGCAGCUCCGGCCUCAACGUCUACAACCUCUACGCUCCAUGUGCUGGGGGGGUGCCCAGCCAUCUAAGGUACGAGAAGGACACUGUCGUGGUCCAGGAUCUGGGCAACAUCUUCACUCGCCUGCCACCCAAGCAGAUGUGGCAUCAGGCACUGCUGCGUUCUGCGGGAGAGGUGCGCCUGGACCCCCCCUGCACCAACACCACAGCCGCCUCCACCUACCUCAACAACCCUCUUGUGCGGAAGGCCCUCCACAUCCCCGAGCAGCUGCCCCGCUGGGACGUGUGCAACUUCCUGGUGAAUAUCCAGUACCGCCGUCUCUACCAAACCAUGUGUUCCCAGUACCUGAAGCUGCUGGCCGCACAGAAAUACCGGAUCCUGCUGUACAACGGAGAUGUGGACAUGGCCUGCAAUUUCAUGGGAGAUGAGUGGUUUGUGGAUUCCCUCAACCAGAAGAUGGAGGUACAGCGCCGGCCCUGGUUGGUGGACUACGGGGACAGUGGAGAGCAGAUCGCUGGCUUCGUGAAGGAGUUCUCCCACAUCGCCUUUCUUACCAUCAAGGGUGCCGGACACAUGGUCCCCACUGACAAGCCCCAGGCUGCCCUCACCAUGUUCUCCCGCUUCCUGAAUAAGCAGCCAUACUGAUGACCAUGGGAGCAGCCCCCCACUGCCUGAUCCAGCCCUUCCCAGCCUCUCCUGCCGGAAGGGAGGUCCUCCUGUAUGCAAAAUGCCCCUGUGGGGCAGAUCCCUGCCUCCAGAACUGACCCCACCCGUCUCCGCAGCCCUGUGCAUCCCAGACCUGGCCCCAGCGCCUCACAUAUACAGUCUGGGGGGAGUUUGCACUUUAUAACUCACUGGGGUGAGGCCUGGCCCACUCCCUGCUUGAAGAAUGCCCUCAAGGCACUGAUCGCAUCCCAGGAACACAACAGAGCUCAGGACAGCCCACGGGGAGGGUGGACGGACUGUAAUUGAUGGAUUGACUGUGAUUAUGGAAUUAAAUUGGGUACAGCUUAAAACCCCAUCUUCUCUGUGGCACUGGGGGUUAGAGGACACUAGAGGCUGUGAUGGGGUGAGGGAGAGGAUGAGAGACGGUGGAGUCCUGAAUGCAGCUGCGAGGGUCGGGGUUGAGGACUCAGACAGCUGCCAUGGAGGGUGGCGGGGCACUGGGUGCUAGGGGGUCCCCGGUGUUGGCAGGCCGGUUCUUCUCAAUCACCUCUCGCAGCCCUUUGGCAAAGUGGAGGUCAGCCCCGAUGGUGAGGAAACCCUGUGCAGGGAGGCAGAGAAGGGAGUCUCUUCAUUCCAUUACCGAGAGCAGGGUUUAGAGACGGAGACAAGAGUCCCUGGCCUCAAUCUAGUGGGAGAGGUGGAGCAGCAGAGCGGUUCUUAUAACUCCCUAUGAAGGGUGCUGAAACAGAGGCUGCAGGAGCACAGCCUGUGGAGGUCAAGGAGGGCUUCCUGGAGGAGAUGAGCUCUUAGCUAAGACCUGAAAGAUUAGUAGGCACUGAGGGUAGAAUCAGGGAAGAGUGUUCCAAGGUGAGGACACAGCCGGUGCAAAGGGCUGGACGAAUCUGAUGUAAGAUUAAAAUAAGAAGAGGCAGUUGAUAAGGGAGAAGCUAGGAUCAGGUCAAGGAGGGCACACGAGAGCUGUAGAGGGAGGGGAAGGCUCUGCCCUCCUUCCCCAUCGCACCCCUACUCACCGCGUGGUUCGUCACCACCUCGCGCACAAAGUCAAUACCCUCGGGGAGUGGGAUCUGCACCCCACGCCAGGUCCGCUCUGUGGAUGGGAACAGCCAGCUCAAUCUGGGCCCACCUGGCUCCCCUGUCCUUUCCCCCUCCCUCCUCACUUCCCCCAGCCCUACCAUUAAGCAUGGGCAUCACCCCAAUCUGCAGCAUGGUCUUCAGAGGGGUCUGCAGUGGGAUCAGCUGGGGGGGGAGGAGGGAGGAAGUUAGGGCAGCCUGUAGAGGGUGGGCUCGCCUUCACUGCCCACCUCAAUCCCAGCCCUGGCCCGCCCCCCCGCCCCCCCCAAUUCCCAGCUCACUGCCAGCGACUCUAAUGCAGACUGGUUUGAGUAGAUUCGGAACCUGUGGGGAAGAAAGAAGGGUCCAGUGGGCACGAGCCCUUGGAAGCUCCACCGUCUCCAGGCCACUCAGGCCUCUACCCACCCAAAGCCCCUGAGUUUCAGUCUUAC
Molecule: messenger RNA, 3234 nt
Organism: Globicephala melas (long-finned pilot whale)
Lineage: Eukaryota; Metazoa; Chordata; Mammalia; Artiodactyla; Delphinidae
Gene: CTSA
Product: cathepsin A
Biological process (GO): proteolysis
Molecular function (GO): serine-type carboxypeptidase activity
Source: RefSeq, a predicted model, not a curated record